CACACUUUUUGUUGACAUAGAGGGUUUUCCUGUAAGCUAUGAGAAUUACUUAAAUUCAUUUAAAGCGAGGGGUGAGAUUGGAGAUGAAGUGAUGAACUCAUUUAUUCAAGUUCUUAACUACGAAUCAAAGAUGUCAUCUAAAGUAAAGCCUUAUGUCAAGAAGUACUGUUUCACUUUGUACUUCACUAAUAAAUUGUUGGUUCCCCUUGAGUUAUUUGAUCCAGUUACGUGCAUACGAGAAUUUGAUAGGAUUAAUUCAGAAGAAAGCCUCUGGAAACAAGACUUGUUAUACUUCCCUACUAUAAAAUCAAACCACUGGGUUAUACUUUCCAUCAACUCUCUCUUCGAGAGAUCUCACUUUUUUGAUCCCUGUGGCACUAUUCUGGGAACUACCCAAGAAGAACUUGUCUACAACUUGUGUUUUGAAGGAAAAGGAUAUCAAACGGAGUCCAAACGGAAUGAAACCUUCGGGAACGUGAUUUUUGGAACAAACGUGAUCCAGAGGACUUGGACACUGGCGGAAGGGGAGGCGUUCGACGAUACCGAGGAAAUCGGUUCCCGCGCCGGGCAGGCCUUCGAAGAGGAAGGAAAAAGGUUCGCCGAACUGUGUCUGGAGGUCCGGCUGGCGACGCUCCCGACAACCAAGAUUUAG
Messenger RNA from Triticum aestivum (bread wheat), 652 nucleotides. RefSeq lists its product as uncharacterized. Bases 92 to 652 code for a protein of 186 amino acids. The record is from RefSeq and is a predicted model, not a curated record. The transcript is spliced from 7 exons. Lineage: Eukaryota; Viridiplantae; Streptophyta; Magnoliopsida; Poales; Poaceae.